Messenger RNA from Asparagus officinalis (garden asparagus), 993 nucleotides. Its product is annotated as probable xyloglucan endotransglucosylase/hydrolase protein 12. Lineage: Eukaryota; Viridiplantae; Streptophyta; Magnoliopsida; Asparagales; Asparagaceae. Bases 7 to 822 code for a protein of 271 amino acids. The record is from RefSeq and is a predicted model, not a curated record. Gene Ontology annotation, molecular function: hydrolase activity, hydrolyzing O-glycosyl compounds; xyloglucan:xyloglucosyl transferase activity. Gene Ontology annotation, biological process: xyloglucan metabolic process; cell wall biogenesis. Gene Ontology annotation, cellular component: cell wall; apoplast. The transcript has 4 exons.
ACCAAGAUGACUACUCACUUUCUCCUCCUCCGAGCUUUCUUCCUAACUGUCUUUCUCGUUUCAGGGAUCUCUGCUCAGAGCUUCACGAACGACGUUGAUGUGUCUGGGAACGCUAACGUGCAGGAAGAUGGGAACCAGCUGCAGCUCAGCCUCGACUCUGCUGGUGGCUCUGAAGCCAUAUCGAAGCAGGAGUAUCUUUACGGAAGGUUCGACAUGCAGAUCAAGGCCAUCCCUGGCUACUCUGCUGGCACCGUCACGUCCUACUUUCUUCAAUCUCCACGACCGAGCAAUGAUGAGAUAGACUUCGAGCUGUUAGGGAAUGUAACUGGGCAACCCUACCUGCUGCACACCAACCUGUGGACUAGCGGGCAAGGCAACAGGGAGCAGCAGAUGAACCUGUGGUUUGAUCCCACGGCUGACUUCCACAACUACACUUUUGUCUGGAAUCCCCACAACAUAAUAUGGUUAGUCGAUGGAAUACCCGUGAGAGUGUACAGAAAUGCACAACAACAGGGAAUCCCAUACCUGAGCAGCCAAAGGUUACGCGUGCGCGCUGCCUUAUGGAACGGAGAGGAAUGGGCUACAAGGAGGGGCCGAGUCAAGAUCGACUGGAGCCAGGCGCCGUUCGUGGCAUACUUUUGCGGUUACCGCACCGACGCCUGUAGUGACGGGUCCCAGUGCUCUGAGAGUAGGGGACAGUGGUGGGAUUGGACUCUGGACGAGGCUCAGGCCGAAAAGCUCAGGUGGGUGAGGGAGAACUACAUGGUCAGGGACUACUGUCAGGAACAAGGUGCCCCAGAGUGCUCCGUCAACAAUCCGUAAUAAUAAUUUCAACAUAUGUGUAAGACGGAGAGCAAGUUACGCGAGAGGGCAAAAAAUAUGCAUGAACUUGAUGAGAAGCGUGUUUUCUCUUUGACAGCAACAAUAACUCAUGCACAUGUAACUUGUUUGUUAUGCUAAAGGACAGCUAUAACUUAAGUAAAUAUCCAGUUU